Molecule: messenger RNA, 1209 nt
Organism: Aspergillus tubingensis
Lineage: Eukaryota; Fungi; Ascomycota; Eurotiomycetes; Eurotiales; Aspergillaceae
Exons: 4
Coding region: 1-1209 (402 amino acids)
Biological process (GO): protein dephosphorylation
Cellular component (GO): protein phosphatase 4 complex; nucleus; cytoplasm
Molecular function (GO): protein phosphatase regulator activity
Source: RefSeq, a predicted model, not a curated record
AUGUCGCUGGACGAAGAAAGCCUCGAGACAGUCGCCAAUGGCGGCACGAUGGACUAUGAGAAAUGGCCCAGCAUGGUCGAACCCCUGCUUGAACGAUUGGAAUAUAUCAUAUACAGCGUCUUCCCAAUGCCGCGGAUCCCCCCCGACCUUCAACAGCAGUCUGCCAAUCCCACCGUCCCCACAACCACGCCAUCUACAACCCUCCAAACCUCCACCCAGCCCGAACCAUCAUCGCAGCAAUCCACCACAACUGAGCGUAUCCCCGACUCCCAACCCCAGUCCUCGCAGGGCUCCUCUCUCCCCGAACCCCUCCAACACCACCUAAACUCCAUCAAAUCCACCUUGCGAUCCCUCUUCGCCUCAAAACCACCACACACUAUCCAACGUCUCGCAGAACUCAUCGUUCGUCCUACGGCCCACUACCGCACUCUUCCCGCAUACCUUCGCGCCGUCGACCGCGUCGUCUGCGUCACUAGCAGCGCGGAAAUCUUCCCUCUCCACUCGACACACCAUGGCGCUGCUCCCCAGCCCAACGGCGCGAUCAUCAACGGCGCCGAUACCGGCCUCCUAUUCCCGGACCAUACACUCGGCAGCGAUGAGUCUCUAGGCGGAGCACUUCUCACGCCGAUCCCGUGGUUGAGUAAUGAUCCCUCGUCGCCGGAGCAUGAGAGUGAAAGCGGUGCGCUUAUGGGGGAUACUGGGUUCACUACCCAGGUAGUGGAGAGCACUGUCACUGAGCAAGGACAUCAGCAGCUGGGAUCUGUUACUACUACCGAGACGGCGACGGUAGUGACGGCGGACACAAAUGGAAAUGAAGGCACGAGUGAAGCUCCGUCGGCUGAGACAUUGGAGGAUAUUCCGCAUGCCAGAGGUCCCUCUGUAGUCGGAGUGGAAGAUCUAGGGUUACAGGAUGGUAGGGGCGUGGAGAUGGAUCUCUCGAGUGGAGGGGAGGAGGCGCCAGGACUGCAGGCUGCAGGACAGGAGACUUCCCAGCCGCAGCCGCAGCAGGAGGAGCAAGAGCAAGGACAGCAGCAACAAGAACAGCAGCAGACUACUAGUCAGGAUGGAGAAGAAGGUGGUGCUAAGCCGACAGCAGAUGGAGAUGGAGAUAUUUCUCUAGACGAUGCCAAAGCACCGGAGGAGAACGCUUCAGUAUCUGAGACGGCGGAUAAAGAGCAGCAGCAGCAGCAACAGCAACAGCAGGCGUAG